GGGCGCUGCGGCCGGGCGCCAUGGAGCUGGGCCGGCUGGAGUACCUGCAGGCCCUGGUCACCGAGUUCCAGGUGACGGACAGCGCAGACGCCAAGGAGCAGGUCCUGGCCAAUCUGGCCAACUUCGCCUACGACCCGCAGAACUACGAGCACCUGCGGCGGCUGCAGGUGCUGGACCUCUUCCUGGACGCGCUCGGCGAGGACAGCGAGGCGCUGGUGGAGUUCGCCAUGGGUGGCCUUUGCAACCUGUGCCUGGACAAGGCUAACAAGGAAUACAUCUUGGAGGCUAACGGGGUCGAGUCCGUCAUAAACUGCCUGUCCAGCCCCAAUGAGGAGACAGUGAUGUCGGCCGUGACCACGCUCAUGUACCUGAGCACGCCACAGUCGCGCCGGCAGACCACCGCGCUGCCCGUGGUCGAGUGCAUGCUUCGCUUCUCUCUCUCGGCCAACAGGAGGCUGAGCAACCUGGCCACACUCUUCCUCGAGGAUUACUGCACGCCACUGCAGGUGGAAGAGGCCAAGACGCUAAGCAAGCACACAGCCGUGGGGAUUCCUCUUCCCAAGGACUGAAGCUGCACGGAGCAGCUCGGAGCUCUUAGGAGGCCUCCCUCUUCAACUUCCCGGCCUUCCAAUGUCUGCUCAAGUGGGAGGAGAGCAACUUGAAACAGAUGGGCAGGCUAGCACUUAAUAUUAGUACAGAGGAAGGAGCAGUGCUACAAUGUGAAUCAGGCUAGACAAACAAAAAAAUUAGUAAUAAAACAGGUCAUGGUGCUGGAGAGCAGGCUGAUGACAGCCCAGCACUUAGCUUCCAAAGAUAACCCUUCCCAGCAAGUAGCCUUUUAAUGCUCAUUUUAUUGGACAGUUCACAUCCCUUUAGUUCCUGGCCAGUUUUAUAUGAUUCUGAAUUCUCACCAACUUUAUUCUUUCUGCAGAAGAAGGUGUUCCCCUGGCCCUGCAGCUUGCAGGGUUAUCACAUCUCUGUGGUACUAAGGAUGUCAUCUGUUGUCAUGCCAAAAGUUCUCUAUACGGGACAGGCCAUAGCUGUGCUACGUAUGAGGAAGUGGAAAAGUACAUUUCUUUCA
Messenger RNA from Nothoprocta perdicaria, 1081 nucleotides. It is a transcript of the gene ARMC7, whose product is annotated as armadillo repeat containing 7. Gene Ontology annotation, molecular function: protein binding. The record is from RefSeq and is a predicted model, not a curated record. The transcript has 3 exons. Lineage: Eukaryota; Metazoa; Chordata; Aves; Tinamiformes; Tinamidae. Bases 21 to 569 code for a protein of 182 amino acids.